UCAUGCUGGAUUAAGUGUGGCUGUCCGUCAGUCGGUGCUGAAAGUGCUCGUGGUUGCUUCUUGCGUAAAUGCGCGCGGGUACAAAGAACCUGGGGACAAUUCUAUUGAUAAUGAGUGCUUCUCCCCAACAUAUUCGUUGAAAGAGGAGAGCGCGCGACUGACCGCGCACUGAUGUCCACUGAAACCAGACAGAAAGGCUGAAAAUUAAUCAUUUUUUUCCCCGCAUGGAUAAUGUCUUAAUAUGGUGCCAAAAGUAGUGAUUUCUCGGAAACAGCAUUUCUAUGAAUAACACGCAUCUCGAUUAACCACUUUAUUUCUGUCGCGUUUGCUUUAAGCAUCUUGUCUCUCGAGACCUACAGUUAACCUAGUGACGCCCGCUCUUAAAUUGUGAUUAUUUGUGAAUUAGACCGCCUUGCUGGACAUCGCAGACUGCGCGGUAAAUGAAGGCGCUUAAUUCCGGAUAGUUGUGGAUAUAAAAGAAGAAAACAACUUGGACACAUCGUUAAUUUAUCUUAAAUCGUAUGGCUUGAAGGUUUCAGAUCCAGUCCCUGGCCUCAGCCAAUCACACACAGCCCAUGGAUUUCCUCGCAGAGUAUGCCUACAACGAGUCAUACUAUGGCAACGGGACAGAGUCAGCCAACUCCACGGAGUGCGAGGGGAAGCACCGGUACAACUACUAUGCCAUGCUCCUCACCCUGCUCAUCUUCGUCAUCGUCUUCGGCAACGUGCUGGUGUGCAUGGCGGUCUCCCGGGAGAAGGCUCUGCAGACCACCACCAACUACCUGAUAGUGAGCCUGGCGGUGGCAGAUCUGCUGGUGGCGACGCUGGUCAUGCCCUGGGUGGUGUACCUUGAGGUGGUGGGAGAGUGGCGGUUCAGCAGAAUCCACUGUGACAUCUUUGUUACGCUAGAUGUCAUGAUGUGUACUGCAAGCAUCCUGAAUCUCUGUGCCAUUAGCAUUGACAGAUACACAGCUGUUGCCAUGCCAAUGCUGUAUAACACACGCUACAGCUCCAAAAGAAGGGUUACUGUAAUGAUUUCUGUGGUCUGGGUCCUGUCAUUUGCCAUAUCCUGCCCCCUCUUGUUUGGAUUAAAUAAUACAGCCACCCGUGAAGACGCCCUCUGUGUAAUCGCCAACCCCGCCUUCGUGGUGUACUCCUCUAUCGUGUCCUUCUAUGUCCCCUUCAUCAUCACCUUGCUGGUUUACGUACAGAUCUACGUGGUGCUCCGGAAACGGCGGAAACGCGUGAACACCAAGCGCAGCACCCGGAGGACGGAUGCUGACGCUGCCACGAAGGAGAAGUGUACUAACGUGGAGGACGUGAAACUCUGCACUGUGAUUGUCAAGUCGAAUGGCAGCUUCACUCUAAAAAACAAGCAAGUGAUUCUGAUUCAGGAGGCUGUGCAGCACAGUAACCACAUGGAGCUGGACAUGAUGAGCAGCAACAGUCCCCUUGAGAAGAAAAAGCUGGCACCCGCGGCGAGCGGGCAACAUCUCUGCACACCCGGCUCCUCGAACCCGUGCCCGAGCUCGGCGCCCCCAUCCCCGGCGGUCAGCCGGGCCAACAGCGAGAACGGCCACGCGAGAGACGCGGACGCUCCCAAGACCGGCAAGGCCUUCGAGACCCAGGCACUGCCCAACGGCAAAACCCGCACCUCCGUCAAGACCCUGAACAAACGAAAGAUCUCUCAGCAGAAAGAGAAGAAAGCCACACAGAUGUUGGCUAUUGUUCUGGGUGUAUUUAUCAUUUGCUGGUUGCCGUUUUUCAUCACGCACAUUUUAAACACUCACUGCACAACCUGCAAGGUCUCCGUGGAGAUGUACAACGCUUUCACUUGGCUGGGAUACGUAAACAGCGCAGUCAACCCCAUCAUAUACACCACUUUCAACGUCGAGUUCAGAAAGGCUUUCAUUAAGAUACUGCACUGCUGAAGAAAAAAAAAUAUUCCUGAAGGGAACAUGGAAAGAGUGAGAGAGACAGAGAGAGAAACAGCCAUGCCUUUCCUGACAGCGCCUGCUCCGUUUUUGGAGUUUGGGUUUGUUAGCACGUCUCCAAUGCUUUGUUACCUUCACUUCGAAGAGGGAGUUCAAGCAAAUCCUUGAAACAGGAGAUACACGGGACCUUUUUUUUUUUUUUUUUUUUUUUUUUUUUUUAUACAAAGACAACAGUCUUUUGUCCUGCUUUAAACAGAAUGUAAAUUCAGCGGUCUCUGUGAUCUCAUUGGAAUGUAUAAUAGCCCAGGACCAGUCAAUUAAACAAAUUUGUUUGGCGUGCUACUCUGGUAAAGACCUGAGUGUGCUGGAUUUAAGGAAAAGGGGACCAGUAAUACUCACUAUCCACCCUAGUGCUGGAACCAGCCCAACACCAGCUGGGGCCAAUGCUGGCUCGUCGUCAACAUUAUGAUUGAUUGCUUUUUACAUUGCAUUACCGGUAUUGAACGCUGUUGUCUGCUCGGAUCAAGACGAAUGUCUGGACUUUGCUUACAAUCGUAGUUCUGGGUCUUUAUGUAGGAACCAAGUCCCGUAUUAACCCAUUUGUCUGCCAGCCUAGUGUUCCUGUUCAUUUGUUUUGUUUUGUUUUGUUGAUGACCUUUACAGUGUGCCCUUGUUGAGCUCUCCUCGGUGUUGAAUGCAGAAGCUAAUGGAACCUGUGGCUCUGCCCACAGCCUGCUUAUGGCAGACACAAUGAAGGCUACCAGGCUGUCAUGCAUUGAGUGCAAAAGACAACAUGAAAAACCCUCCUGAAAGUGCUACUAAGCAAGUCAGUAUUGUUCUUUCUGUACAGUGGAAAAAAGGGUAAAAUGAGUCAGAAUGGUUUCUGCACUGCAGUGAGAAUGGAAUAUAACAAGCUGCCCUGGUUCCAGCUCUAUCAUCAAAAAGAGGUGUAAAGAGCCAGGAUAUUUACAGCUCUGUAGUGGGAAAAGAGUAUAAAUGAGCCAGCCUGGUUCCAGCUCUAUAGUGAAAAGGGGUAUAAAUGAGCAAUGCUAUUUCCAGCUCUGCAUUGGGAAAGGAGUAUAAAUGAGCUAACCUGGUCCCAGCUCUACAGUGAAAAGGGGUAUAAAUGAGCUAGGCUAUUUCCCUCUCUACAGUGGGAAAGGAGUAUAAAUGACCCAGCCUGGUCCCAGCUGUAUAAUGAAAAGGGGUAUAAAUGAGCUAGGCUAUUUCCAGCUCUACAGUGGGAAAGGGAUAUAAAUGGUCCUAGUUCUACCAUGUGAAAGGGGUACAUGUGUUCAUUUGGUCAGUUUAAGACAUCAAUUUUUCUGACUAAAUUAACAAAAAGCACAACGUGAGAGGUUUAUACUGGAAUAGUCUGGGUUGGUGAGUAGGUGUGUGGGGGGCAGGGGAUUGGAGAAUUCUGGUUGGUUCUGUGUAAAUUUGUUUGAGAACAAGACAUUACCAACAUUAUAUGGAUUAAUAUGUCAAACCAUAUAUUUUACCAAAUACAUCCAAGAAAUACCAUGUGCAAAAAUGCAACAGAUUGUAAGCUUGGAAUUCAUGUAAUGCUUUAUUGAAAUAUAUGUAUGAAGCAAUCUUACCUCCUCAGAAAUGCUACAAAUCCACUAGGCAGGAGUAUGAAGUAUCUGUACACAUGUAAUAUUUAGAAAUACAUAAAAUGUAAAUAUUGCUAAGUAAUUUAAGCCCGUGACAAAAAUUUGAAUGCAUGUUACAUUUAUUGUUCAAAUUAAUUUUCAUAGUGUGUAUAUUCUUUGUUUGGUGUUAUUAUUAUAAAAGGUAACAACAAGGACUUACUUCUUCGUAUUUGAACUCUCUUGCACAGUAAAUGGAAUAUCAAUUUUCCUGCACACCAUAUACAUUUUAGAAAGUGGUUCUUUAAUCAUAUGUGUAUAUAAUACUGAAGUUAUGAAAUCAUCCACUUUGUUUUAAAAGUUGCACUUCACUUUAAAUAAAAUGCACUGCAUGUGUAGGCAAUCGUUCAAAUAAACAAGAUCAUUUAUGACAAAAAUGGAAACACUUUAGAAAUGGUGGACCAAGGAGCCAGUAUUGUACAGUUUAUAUGAGUGUUUUUUUUAUACUGGAGAAAACAGUGUCACCCUGUAUCAUUCUGUAUUUAAGGUAGAAAAAUGUUGAUUCUGUAUAAUGAAGCUCAGUAAAGCAUAUUCAAAACAGUAAAGCAUAUUUUGUGGGGUGGUGAGACAGGGUUGGUGGUCAGGAUGGUGGCAGUGUGUCCCAGCUGGUUUUUGUGGUUUCCUGUCAAUCAGCUGCCAAUUAAGGCCUUGAGAAGAAGGCAUGUGGAUUCUUUAGCCAAUCAAUGACUUGAAUGGACAAUUGGUGCCAAGAACACUCCGCAAACCAGUGGCCCUCCAGGAAACUGUGGCCCUCCAGGACUGGAAUUUGACACCUGUGAUAUAGAGAAUUAAUUCUUUUUCAGAAAGAGCAGAAGAGAAGAAAAAAAAUGUUCUUGUAUGAAAAAACUGAGUGUGCCUAUUACAGUGUAAGUAUUUUAAAAAUAAGGAUUUGAAAAAAAAAAAAACCAUCAAGAAUAAGACACAAGUGCAAUUCCAUUUAUUUAUGAAAUGUAAAAUGUUAUUUGUCAAAGUAUUUCACAAUUUGGUUAUUAAUGCUGGUUGCAAAUGGUUGCUGUAUUGGUCUAUAGCUGGUUCUAGGCAUUGGCGACAUAGGCGGUGGCAUCAUCCAUCUGGGGGGAAGGGAGGUGGCAAGAGUCUGCGAGAGGUAGCAAAUAAAGUCGAAAAAGUCUUGUGUUGUGUUCAUGAUAGUCAGUGAAGUCCCCCCAGUCCAUGAUUGCCACUUCCCCCUCAAAGCCGAGAUCGCGACCUUCACCCACCCUCCCCAUUCGAUCUCUUGCCUAGGACAAAAUAAAGGCUUGAGCCAUCCCUGACACCAAAUACUGAUUCAACGUCUUAUUUAUUUAUUUAUUUAUAUAUAUAUUUUUUUUAUAUGAAGCUACAUUCAAGAUCUUGGCCUGAGAGAAACUACUAAAGACGUUUAUAUUGCUAAAAUUAAUUUGGUGGAAUAAAUAUAUAUUGAUCCGUCAAUAUAUUAUUAUUAUAUUAUUUAUUAUAGUAAAUGUAAUAAGUGAGGUAAAACAUGAUUUUGAAUUUAAAUCGACUUACUACGUGUAUCACUUAAAUGUGUGUUUUGUACUGAUGUCUUGUCUCUGCCACAGUGCACUAAUCUAUAGAUGGUGGUUCUGUUCACCUUGUGCUAUCUUCACCACACAAAACUGAUGCUUCCAAUAAUGAAGCUUUGUAUUGUAACAAAAUAUGUGUUCAUACUAUGAUACACAACAUAUAUAUAAUAUAUAUUUUGUAAUACUUCUUGUAAAUACCAAACUAAUGAAUAUGAAUAAAUGUCAUACUGUAUAAUGUAGUUUGUGUGUUGAAACAUUUCUACAAUGAACACACUGACUUCUACCUUAAAUUUGCUUCACGUUGUUAAUAAAUAUUUUGGGUUGAGUA
This is a messenger RNA of Anguilla anguilla (European eel), 5437 nucleotides long. RefSeq names its product dopamine receptor D2b (gene drd2b). Gene Ontology annotation, molecular function: dopamine neurotransmitter receptor activity, coupled via Gi/Go; G protein-coupled receptor activity. Gene Ontology annotation, cellular component: presynaptic membrane; glutamatergic synapse. Gene Ontology annotation, biological process: adenylate cyclase-activating adrenergic receptor signaling pathway; adenylate cyclase-inhibiting dopamine receptor signaling pathway. The record is from RefSeq and is a predicted model, not a curated record. The transcript is spliced from 8 exons. Bases 576 to 1931 code for a protein of 451 amino acids. Lineage: Eukaryota; Metazoa; Chordata; Actinopteri; Anguilliformes; Anguillidae.